Messenger RNA from Hippocampus comes (tiger tail seahorse), 1908 nucleotides. RefSeq names its product solute carrier family 22 member 7-like. The coding region runs from base 152 to 1768 and encodes 538 amino acids. Gene Ontology annotation, molecular function: transmembrane transporter activity. The transcript is spliced from 10 exons. The record is from RefSeq and is a predicted model, not a curated record. Gene Ontology annotation, biological process: transmembrane transport. Lineage: Eukaryota; Metazoa; Chordata; Actinopteri; Syngnathiformes; Syngnathidae. Gene Ontology annotation, cellular component: membrane.
UGUUGAUAUAUCUUGCAAAAUAAGACUGUUCUCAAUAUGUCACCAUGCUGUUACAGAUUUCCCUCCCCCCAUCGUAACUGUCCAUUAUUUUGGGCUCCAAGAUUUUUCCUGUUUUCCUUGUGCCUCGCUCCACAUUGCCACUCUUACGUUCAUGAUGAAGUUUGAUGACCUGUUAGCAGAAGUGAACGGCUUCGGGCGGUUUCAAUGGAGGAUAAUGCUAAUGUUGGUGAUUCCUCGUCUGAUUUUGCCUUUUCACUUUCUGCAGAAUAAUUUCGCUGCAUUUAUUCCUUCUCACCAUUGCAACAUCAGUGCUUUUGAUGAAGGGGAUGUUUUUAGGGAUCUUUCCAGUGAGGAAAAGCUCAUUGUCAGUAUUCCAGUCGAGGAAGAUGGGAGCUUUAGUUCUUGUCAGAUGUUUGCAGAGCCUCAAUAUCAUCUGUUGCUGAAUUCCUCCAACACUACCAUGUUACCGACUGUACAUUGUCAGAAUGGAUGGGUGUAUGAUACGUCCAUCAUGAAGUCUACUCUGGCCACAGAGUGGGAUCUGGUUUGUGAGCGAAAGAGACUGAACAAAUCCACAGCCACUAUUUUCUUCUUGGGCGUCAUGUUUGGAGCGGCAGUCAUUGGCCAUCUCAGUGACAGAUUUGGCAGAAAAAUCAUGCUGUUGGUGUCUUAUCUGAUCACCUCAAUUUUUGGAUUCGCAAGUGCUUUGUCAAGUAGUUAUGUCAUGUUAGCAGUCAUGCGGUUCUUGACUGGCUUUGGAGCUUCCGGAGUCAGCAUAGUCAGCGUGGUUCUGUCUAUCGAAUGGGCGGACAUCAAGCAUCGGUCUUCUCUGCUCAUUUUAUUAAGCAUGGACUGGAGUUUUGGCGGUGUGCUGCUUGGCGCUCUCGCCUAUUUAGUAAAUGACUGGAGGUACCUGAUGGCUACAUCAACCAGCCCGCUCUUGCCAGCACUCAUUUAUUGGUGGUGGAUUCCAGAGUCUGCCAGAUGGCUGGUAAGCCAGGGAAAAAUUCACCCUGCAUAUUUUUACUUAAGCAAGUGUGCCAAGGUAAACGGCAGAAAGCAGUUUAUGGAUGACCUAAAACCUGAGGAUUUGUUAAAAAUAACUGCGCUAGAAAAUGAAAACAAGAAAUAUUCCUUGUUGGAUCUGGUGAGAACGCCGAAAUUGAGGAGACUGACCGCAAUUGCUGGCACUGUGUGGUUUGGAGUAGCUUGCAGUUACUACGGCAUCAGCUUGAAUGUCUCUGGAUUCGGCUUAAACAUUUUUGUCACACAGUUGAUGUACGGCUUCAGUGAAGUUCCCGCCAAAAUUUUCUGCCUUUUUUCAAUUAACAAAUUUGGCCGAAAGUUUAAUCAGAGUGGUGGACUUCUUUUGACUGGAUUGUGUUUGUUUUGCAACGUGAUUAUCCCGCCUGAUAUGGCAGCAUUUCGGACAGCAGUGGCCGCGAUAGGCAAGAUGUUUUCAGAAGCAGCUUUUACUGUUUUGUAUUUGUACACAACAGAAUUGUAUCCGACAGUAUUGAGACAAAAUGGUUUUGGCUUCUGUUCUUUCCUCGCCCGUCUUGGUGUGGCAGUAUCGCCGCUGGUGGCUCUUCUUGAGGAAGUGUGGGUUGGUUUACCAAGACUCCUAUUUUCCAUGAUGGCUUCCGGUGUUGGGUUGUUGACGAUCCUCCUUCCUGAAACAAAUAACACCCGCCUCCCGGAGACAAUUGAAGAUGUGGAACAGAGCAAAAGACUAGCCUCCACAUCUACCACGAAUGCUCCACCAUAAUUUUUGCAAUUGCUACGAAACACCUAAGAAAACACCUGAAGAACAAUUCUCUUUGAUAACUCCGCAGAUCACACGGCACAGGGUUACGCUGACAACUGUAUGGUGUGCUAUAUGAGUCAAUAAAGAUUCCGAAAAACAAA